UGUGAUGGUGAUAUAUAUAAACGACAACCAACAAUUUCUGUAUUGUCAGUGUCUUGCACAAAGCACAUAGUUCGUUGUUAAAGUAAGCAAAAAUGUCACUUGAUAUUUCCUUCGCUGGGAAAACCAUUCUGAUUACUGGAGGAGGCCAAGGUAUCGGUCGACAACUAGUGCAAAGAUUUUACGACGGAGGUGCAAAUGUGUGUACAGUAGAUAAGAAUCCAGCUACUGUUGAACAACUGCGGAAAGAGCUUCCACAGAUCAGGGCCGAAAUCGUAGAUUUAGCAGAUUGGGAUGCUACGAAAGAAGUCGUUGAAUCCUUUGGUGCAAUUGAUCAUCUGGUAAAUAGUGCCGGUGUGAUCAUUACUGAGGAGCUGCUAAACAUUACUAAAGAGUCGGCAACCCUACAACUCAACGUAAACUUUCUUGCUGCUGUAAAUGUGACGCAAUGUGUGGCUAAAGGGAUGAUAGCACGUGGAGUCGGUGGGACCAUACUUAACAUAUCUUCUGCGGCAGCUGUGAAAGUCGGAGCUCAAACAGCGAUAUAUAGCGCUACUAAAGCCGCCAUCGAAAAUUUAACGAAAACAAUGUCAGUGGAGCUGGCAGCACAUAACAUUCGAAUUAAUUGCAUGUGUCCCGGUGGCAUCGAUAAGCCAAUGUUAGCAUCAGUUCCGACCCAAUUGAAUGAAAGCUUGCAACGGUAUCUUAUCCAUCGAUUGAUUGAUCCCAAUGAACUUGCCGAUUUAGCAAUUUUUAUGCUAGGUCCGACAACCAGUAUGAUAACUGGCGAGUCUGUGAUCAUUGAUGGAGGCAAUACAAUCACGGCAAAAAUGUCACUUGAUAUUUCCUUCGUUGGGAAAACGAUUUUGAUUACUGGAGGAGGCCAAGGUAUCGGUCGACAACUAGUGCAAAGAUUUUACGACGGAGGUGCAAAUGUUUGUACAGUAGAUAAGAAUCCAGCUACUGUUGAACAACUGCGGAAAGAGCUUCCACAGAUCAGGGCCGAAAUCGUAAAUUUAGCAGAUUGGGAUGCUACGAAAGAAGUGGUUGAAUCCUUUGGUGCAAUUGAUCAUGUGAUAAAUAGUGCCGGUGUGAUCAUUACUGAGGAGCUGCUAAAUAUUACGAAAGAGUCGGCAACCCUACAACUCAACGUAAACCUUCUUGCUGCUGUAAAUGUGACGCAAUGUGUGGCUAAAGGAAUGAUAGCACGUGCAGUCGGUGGAUCCAUACUGAACGUAUCUUCUGGGGCAGCCAAAAGAGUCGGAGCUCAAACAGCCAUAUAUUCGGCAACGAAAGCCGCAAUCGAAAAUCUGACGAAAACAAUGGCAGUAGAGCUGGCAGCACAUAACAUUCGAGUGAAUUGCAUGUGUCCCGGUGGGGUUGAUACGCCAAUGUUAACAUCUGUUCCGACUCAAAAGGAUGAAUGCUUAAAACGGCAUCUUAUCAACCGGUUGAUUGAUCCCAAUGAACUUGCCGAUUUAGCCAUUUUUCUGCUGAGUCCGGCGGCUAGUAUGAUAACGGGCGAGUCUGUGGUUAUUGAUGGAGGCUAUACAAUCACGUAAAGUUUGGCUUUGUUUUGUAAUGGACAACGUACUUGUCACUUGCGAACAGAAUUGGUCUAAAGCAACAUUAUAUGUGAAGAACGGUUAGUGUGCGGUUUAUCACUAAACAUUUAAGGGAAAAUGAAUAAAUGUGUUGACUGGUCAA
Molecule: messenger RNA, 1704 nt
Organism: Bradysia coprophila
Lineage: Eukaryota; Metazoa; Arthropoda; Insecta; Diptera; Sciaridae
Product: L-xylulose reductase-like
Biological process (GO): xylulose metabolic process; glucose metabolic process
Molecular function (GO): L-xylulose reductase (NADPH) activity; carbonyl reductase (NADPH) activity
Source: RefSeq, a predicted model, not a curated record